UUUACGGGAAUGCUGCUGAUGUGCGACAAUGACGAUCAGCUGGGCUGUGUUUUGGGCCACGAGAUGGCGCACACCGUCCUGGGGCACUCGGGUGAGCGUUUGAGCAAGGCGCACCUGCUGGACCUGUUGAUAUCCUGCCGCUGGCCGCCAUCUGGGCCUUCCUGCCCAACGACGGCAUCAGCGUGUUCGCGCACUGGUUCUUCCGGCAGAUGGUCACACUGCUGGGCGACCUGCCGCACAGUCGCGCUCUGGAGACGGAGGCGGACGAAGUCGGCCUUCAUCUGGCUGCUAGGGCGUGUUUUGACGUGCGAGAGGCGAGUGCGUUCUGGGCCAAGAUGUCGAUGAAGAAGGAGCUGGCCGGAGAGGCGGACGUGCUGGAUUGGCUCUCCACGCAUCCCGCCGACGCCUCGCGACGGGAGGGGAUCGACCAGCGGAUACCGGAGCUGGAGCGGGUCCGGGCGCUCUGCCGGUGUCACCCGAUGCCGGAGCGGGACCCGAGAGCUGUUGUGGAGGAAUUCCGUAAAAUGCUGCUGGAGCAGGCCGCAGCCAGACGACCGCACCCGAAGAGCGUGCCUCUUGAACUACCUCGCGCCGGCUCCGGUGGAUAGCUAACUACAAUUAUGACUGUGUUCAACCGAAACAUACCCUGCACCUGCCAGCAAGCGCAGAGG
Amphibalanus amphitrite is the source of this 671-nucleotide messenger RNA. Its product is annotated as metalloendopeptidase OMA1, mitochondrial-like. Gene Ontology annotation, molecular function: metalloendopeptidase activity. The record is from RefSeq and is a predicted model, not a curated record. The transcript has 5 exons. Gene Ontology annotation, biological process: mitochondrial protein processing; protein quality control for misfolded or incompletely synthesized proteins. Bases 210 to 608 code for a protein of 132 amino acids. Gene Ontology annotation, cellular component: mitochondrial inner membrane. NCBI's taxonomy places the organism in Eukaryota, Metazoa, Arthropoda, Thecostraca, Balanomorpha, Balanidae.